AUGUGUCUAGUUUCCCAGCAUGCAUCGGGCCACAGCCGCUGUACCGCCGCCAAACCAGGCGACACGCGAUGUGUGCAUCUGGUUUCACUGAGGUGUCAAAACCCUCUGAAGGGCUCACCACAGAGACGUCCAUGUUUACAGGGAUCUGCUGAAGUCUGGCCCCGUCGCACACACGCGCUGCCGGAGAGAAACCAGGGCCUUUCGCUGAGAGAUCCUCCGCCUUAUUUGUGUCCUUAUGUCAGUCUGUCGUCGGCCCCGUGUGAAGAGCCACGGAGCAAAGUUGGCAACUGGGAUGGGACUUUCCUCAGCACAAGCACAGCUGACAACGGGACAUGA
This is a messenger RNA of Knipowitschia caucasica, 336 nucleotides long. The record is from the annotation of a GenBank genome assembly. Lineage: Eukaryota; Metazoa; Chordata; Actinopteri; Gobiiformes; Gobiidae.